GACAAUUGUCAUUCGCGCAUUUCCUUAUGUAAAUACUUGUAAAUACCGCUUGAUUGCAGCAUUUUUACAAUAACCUGAAUUAUAUUUUGUACUUCUGGAAUUGGCUGAGAAGUGUUUUGAAACAUUUAGCAAUAUUCUAAAUUUAUCACAAUUUUAGACACCAUGCUGCUCUCGGCACCAUUGCUUUCGAAGGCUUCUUUCUUCGGCUCAUUGGUCAACAAAUGCAGGCAAGUGAUUAAAAAUCAACCAACAAAGUCAUCCAAAAUAAAUGAUUUACAAACGAACAACAUUAUUGAUUUACAAUCAUCAAAUACUCUCACUGCCACACAACCCGUAACUAUCUCCAUCCCCUCUACCGACAGGCCAGCGGCCAACUUCGCCUCAAGUGCUGCAUCUUCCAUCCGUACGCUCGAAGAGAAGCUAGGUAUACCACCACGUCCGAAGAAGCCAUUGACGCCUUACUUUCGUUUCAUGCAAGAGCAGCGUCCUAAAAUAAUUGCUGAAAAUCCUAAAAUCAGCACAGUGGAUAUUGUGCGAAUGGUAUCGAAGCGUUGGAAUGAUGCAGAUGCAGCCUUAAAGAAACGCCUGCAAGACGAUUACAGGCGUGACCAACACCAGUUUGUGGAAAUUCGUACCAAAUACGAGGCGAAAUUGACUGACGAACAACGCGCCGAACUGAAACAGCUUAAAAAAGACAUACAAGAUGCUAAGGACCGCAGGAUGAUACGAAAGCGAAUCAAAGAGCUCGGUCGUCCUAAAAGACCCGCGUCCGCCUUCCUUCGUUUUCUGACACAAGAACGCACAAAUUCGCCGCAAACACCAAAACAGACCUACCGCGAAUGGCAUCAGUGGUGUACCGAAAAAUGGUCGCGUCUUUCAGAUAAGGAGAAAGAAGUGUUUUUGGCAGAAUCGCGUAAAGAUAUGGAAUUAUACAAAACAGAAAUUGCGCAGUGGGAAGAAAAGAUGGUGCGUCUGGGAAACAUUGAUGUAGUACGCCAGGGUAAUUUAAUAGAGGCACCAGAACCCAGGUUGAAGGGAAUAAAAGAAUAAAACCAACCGCCUAGUUGGGCAUUUAAGCUGAAUACUUUUACCUAUGUUUAUUCAUUUAGCAUUAGGUACAUUUAAACUAAGUUUUUGCAUAUAUGUACAUACGUGCGUGCAUAUGUACAUAAAAUAUUUUGUUAAAGUGUGCACUCUUUAUAAGAUAACUAACUUUUGUAAGCGAAAGAAGUCUAUUUUCUUAAAAUAUUCAUGCGAGAAAACGUCAUCGUACUGAACGCCAUCGACAUUGGCAUUACUUCUGGCAUACAUACAAGACCAAGCAUGUGUACAUAUAUACAUACAUUCAUAUUUACAGCGUAUAGAGUUAUGCUUUUGUUUUUGCUCUUAAUUUUUGGUCAAAUAAAAAAAUGAGAUAAAACCAAGAA
Anastrepha obliqua is the source of this 1427-nucleotide messenger RNA. It is a transcript of the gene TFAM, whose product is annotated as transcription factor A, mitochondrial. The coding region runs from base 163 to 1050 and encodes 295 amino acids. The record is from RefSeq and is a predicted model, not a curated record. Gene Ontology annotation, molecular function: transcription cis-regulatory region binding. The transcript is spliced from 2 exons. Lineage: Eukaryota; Metazoa; Arthropoda; Insecta; Diptera; Tephritidae.